AUGAGCACAGCACAGAAACCAUGGGUUGACGGCCCUUUUACUCUGAUUAGUGCUUCGAAAGCCGGCGACUCGCUUGAUAAACCAGCCACAGGCGCCAGGCAAUGUGCAGCAGGCAUGGCUGUCGUUCACAAUCUUUUCCUACGCGGCAUCAACGCUAUCUAUCUACAAGCAGUCAAUGUCUCUCAACGUGGAUCGCAGAAAGACAAGUUGGAUUUCGCCAGUUUUGCGUGGUCGUGGAGCGAAGAAGUUCUAACGCAUCAUGAUGCCGAAGAAACAGACAUCUUCCCUGAGAUCAACAGGAUCACUGGUGUUCCAGGGUUGAUGGAUGCGAAUAUCGAGGAACACCACCUGUUCCAUACUGGGCUGGACCGUUUCAGGGAAUAUCUCACCAAAGUACGAAAAGAAGAGGAGGAGUUUAGUGGUGAGAAGCUGAUAGAGAUUGUGGACUCGUUCAUGCCAAUUCUGAGAACGCACUUGGAGAACGAGAUUGAGACUCUCGUUGAUCUGGAGAAAUACGCCGACAAAUGCGAUUGGGGCGUGUGGUUUGAGAAAAAGGGCGCUGAGCUAGGGAAGAAGGCUAUGGGUAAUGCAUCCCAUCGCAAGGAACUUCUGCCGUUGGCUAUGGUCCUCCACGACAAGACAUAUGAGGGAGGGAUCUGGCAGGACUUUCCUCCUCUCCCAUGGAUUGCUCUGACUGCGAUUCGGUGGUUUUUUGUUAGCGCGCACCAGGACUGGUGGAGGUUUUCAGGGUGUGACUCGUACGGAGUGCCAAAAGAAUUACCAUUUGUUUGA
Fusarium sp. VM40 is the source of this 792-nucleotide messenger RNA. The record is from the annotation of a GenBank genome assembly. NCBI's taxonomy places the organism in Eukaryota, Fungi, Ascomycota, Sordariomycetes, Hypocreales, Nectriaceae.